AUGGCGUCUUCCUCCCGAGCAAGGAGUAGUUCACCGUUUUCUCAUCGGAAACCUUCAACUCCUUAUUCUUCUACUUCUUCGUCUUCUUCACUUACUAACGGAAGGAUAAUACCUCGUUCUUCGUCUUCUACUACGUCGUCGUUUUUUAACCCUGGAGGUCGAUCCACGACUCCGAGUCGAGGUCGGAGUGAGUCAACGAAUUACGGCUCGCGCGGUUAUAGAGAUCGUUCUCCGGUUGUGUUUGGAGCGGAGGAGCUGAUUGUUGACCCUGUCGAUACGUCUAGGUCAGCGGACAGCAUUUCCGUCACGAUUCGGUUUCGUCCUUUAAGUGAAAGAGAGUAUAAUAAAGGAGAUGAGAUCGCUUGGUAUGCGGAUGGAGAUAAGAUUGUUAGAAAUGAAUAUAAUCCAGCUACUGCUUAUGCAUUUGAUAGAGUUUUUGGACCACAUACCAUAUCAGACGAGGUGUAUGAAGUAGCUGCCAAACCUGUGGUGAAGGCUGCUAUGGAAGGUGUCAAUGGAACCGUGUUUGCCUAUGGUGUGACCAGUAGUGGUAAGACACAUACUAUGCAUGGUGAUCAUAAUUCUCCCGGUAUAAUACCAUUAGCUAUAAAGGAUGUUUUCAGCAUGAUUCAAGAUACUCCAGGAAGAGAAUUCCUACUUCGAGUGUCAUAUCUAGAAAUAUACAACGAGGUGAUAAAUGAUUUGCUUGACCCAACUGGUCAAAAUUUACGGGUCAGAGAAGAUUCACAGGGAACUUAUGUUGAGGGUAUAAAGGAAGAGGUUGUUCUAUCUCCUGGACAUGCACUUUCUUUUAUUGCUGCUGGAGAAGAGCAUCGUCAUGUUGGAUCAAAUAAUUUUAAUCUCUUUAGCAGCAGGAGUCACACAAUAUUCACACUGAUGGUUGAAAGCAGUGCCCACGGUGAUGAGUAUGAUGGAGUGAUAUUCUCUCAGCUUAAUUUGAUUGAUUUGGCUGGAUCUGAAAGUUCCAAAACUGAAACAACUGGAUUAAGAAGAAAAGAAGGAUCUUAUAUCAACAAAAGUCUUUUGACACUUGGAACAGUUAUAGGAAAAUUGAGCGAGGGGAAAGCAUCUCAUGUUCCAUAUCGAGAUUCAAAGUUAACCCGCCUCUUGCAAUCUUCUCUUAGUGGGCACGGCCAUGUUUCACUUAUAUGCACCAUAACUCCUGCCUCCAGCAAUAUGGAGGAGACUCAUAAUACUUUGAAGUUUGCCAGCAGGGCAAAACGAGUAGAAAUAUAUGCGUCGCGUAAUAAGAUCAUUGAUGAAAAGUCUCUAAUUAAGAAAUACCAGAGAGAAAUUUCUGUUCUCAAACUAGAACUCGAUCAACUAAAAAAGGGAAUGCUAGUUGGUGUCAGUCAUGAGGAGAUUAUGACCUUAAAGCAGAAGUUGGAGGAAGGUCAAGUGAAAAUGCAGUCAAGAUUAGAAGAAGAGGAGGAUGCCAAGGCUGCUCUUAUGAGUAGGAUUCAGAGGCUAACCAAACUCAUUCUGGUUUCUUCAAAGAAUGCAAUUCCUGGAUAUCUUACUGAAGCUCCUAACCAUCAGCGAAGUCACUCUUUUGGCGAGGAAGAUAAACUUGAUGCUUUUCGGGAUGGUAUGUUGAUUGAAAGUGAUAGCAAAAAAGAUACUUCUGCAGUGUCAUCACAUCUGUUUCAUGAUGGUAGACAUAAAAGAUCAUCAAGUAGAUGGAAUGAUGAAUUCUCCCCAACUAGCAGUGCUGUUACUGAAUCAACACAAGCUGGUGAACUGAUCACCAAAACAAAACUGGCAGCAGGCGGGGUGACAAUGUCUGAUCAGAUGGAUCUUCUUGUUGAGCAAGUCAAGAUGCUAGCUGGAGAUAUUGCUUUCAGUACCAGCACUCUGAAGCGCUUGAUAGAGCAAUCUGUAAAUGACCCUGAUGGAUCCAAAAGUCAGAUUGAGAACUUAGAACGUGAAAUCCAAGAAAAAAGGAAGCAGAUGAGGUUGUUAGAGCAAAGAUUAACAGAGACCAGUGAAUCAUCUAUGGCUAAUUCAUCACUAGUUGAAAUGCAGCAGACAGUCUCAAGAUUAAUGACUCAGUGCAAUGAAAAAGCCUUUGAGUUGGAGAUCAAAUCUGCAGACAACCGUGUUCUUCAGGAGCAGCUAAAUGAUAAGUGUUCUGAAAACAGAGAGUUGCAAGAGAAGUUGAAACAACUUGAGCAGCAACUGGCAGCAAGUUCUAGUGGUUCAUCAUUAUCUUCUGAACAAUAUGCAUUUGGAGAACACGCUAAUGAGUUAAAAAAGAAGAUACAAUCCCAGGAAAUUGAAAAUGAGAAACUUAAGCUAGAGCAAGUUCACUUGUCAGAAGAGAAUAGUGGGUUGCGUGUGCAGAAUCAGAAACUAUCUGAAGAAGCUUCUUAUGCCAAAGAGCUGGCAUCUGCUGCAGCUGUAGAACUGAAGAAUUUGGCCGGGGAAGUGACAAAACUUUCAUUGCAGAAUGCGAAGUUGGAAAAAGAAUUGAUGACUGUACGGGAGCUGGCCAACUCCCGUGCUGCCAUUCAAACGGCUAACGGUGUUAACCGUAAGUAUAGCGAUCCAAGAUCUGGGAGGAAGGGGAGGAUUUCUAGCCGUGUUAAUGACAUUUCAGGAGCUGGACUAGAUGACUUUGAGUCAUGGAAUCUUGAUGCUGAUGAUUUGAGACUAGAACUGCAGGCAAGGAAACAGAGAGAAGCUGCUCUGGAGGCUGCAUUAUCUGAGAAGGAAUUUGUGGAAGAGGAGUUAAGGAAAAAGGCUGAAGAAGCCAAGAAAAGAGAGGAAGCCUUAGAGAACGAUUUAGCUAAUAUGUGGGUCCUUGUUGCUAAGUUAAAAAAAGAUGGCGGAACUGUCCCAGAAUCAAACAUUGAUAAAAAAAUUGAUGGGGCUCAAAAUUUUAACGAUCGGAAAACUAAUGACAGUGAAUGUAAUUUUGUCUCUAAGGAGCAGCUUUUGGAUGUAUCAAAACCACAUGGUGAAAUUCCGAAGGAAGAGCCCCUGGUUGUGCGUCUCAAGGCUCGUAUGCAAGAGAUGAAGGAAAAAGAACUCAAGUACCUUGGGAGUGGUGAUGCCAAUUCCCAUAUUUGUAAAGUAUGUUUUGAAUCUCCUACCGCUGCUAUUCUUCUUCCAUGCCGACAUUUUUGUUUGUGUAAAUCUUGUUCACUAGCUUGUUCUGAGUGUCCUAUAUGCCGCACGAAUAUUACAGAUAGACUUUUUGCUUUUACAUCCUGA
Messenger RNA from Lathyrus sativus (Indian pea), 3237 nucleotides. The record is from the annotation of a GenBank genome assembly. Lineage: Eukaryota; Viridiplantae; Streptophyta; Magnoliopsida; Fabales; Fabaceae.